Molecule: messenger RNA, 1780 nt
Organism: Ipomoea triloba (trilobed morning glory)
Lineage: Eukaryota; Viridiplantae; Streptophyta; Magnoliopsida; Solanales; Convolvulaceae
Exons: 3
Coding region: 140-1579 (479 amino acids)
Source: RefSeq, a predicted model, not a curated record
GAAUUAACGAAUAUUCCACACCGGGAUUGAGUGAUAGACUCUUUCUUAUCCCCUGCAAUCUGUAUCUCUCUAUUUUCUUCUCGAUUGGGACUGCGCCACCGCUCCCCGCCGGCGAUCUCUUCUGCUCCUCCUACUCACAAUGUCAUGGUUCGCUCGAUCCAUUGCCAACACUCUCAAGCUCGAUGACGACGACGAAGAGAAUGACGACGUUUCUCCGGCCAAAUACGAUCACUCCACUGGAAAACCGGGAGCAGAAUCGGAGCAAAAUCAACAGCAAUCGGAUGAUCCGUCGUCCCCUACGUCGCCGUCACGUGGCGUCAGAGAGGAUCUCUCGGAGCUCACAAAAACCCUAAGCCGUCAAUUUUGGGGCGUGGCGUCGUUCCUAGCACCGCCGCCGCAGGAGCAAUCCGAGUCUGAGGAACCGCUUAAUGAAUUUGGAUCGGAGUUCGAACAUGAGUCGGAUCCGGAUCAGGGAGGAUCUGAUGCUGUGGGGCCGGCCGGGAUCCGGAACGACUUUGCGGAGCUCGGUGGGAGGUUCCGAAGUGGUAUAUCUAAGCUUUCCAAUAACAAGGCUGUGUCAGAGAUCACGAAGAUAGCGUCGAAUAUUCUGCAGCUGGGGUCGGAUGAGGAGGACGAUGACAGUUGGACGAAAGGCGCGGUUGGAGUUACUGAGGAGGUGGUGACAUAUGCAAGGGACAUUGCGAUGCAUCCCGAGACUUGGCUUGAUUUUCCUUUACCUGAGAAUGAAGACGAUGAAGACUUUGACAUGUCUGAUGCUCAACAAGAUCAUGCUCUGGCUGUUGAACAUCUUGCUCCAAGAUUGGCUGCUCUCAGGAUUGAACUAUGCCCAAGUCAUAUGAGUGAGACUCACUUUUGGAAAAUAUACUUCAUACUUGUUCAUCCUAAGCUGGAAAAAGAAGAUGCUGAACUUCUAUCAACACCCCAGAUAGUAAAAGCACGGGCCUCAUUAGGGCAGGAGUUACGUAAGCGAACACACUCAAGUCCACAAGAGUGCAAUGACAUUCCAAAUGUGGAGUGUUUAUCUGUGCCACCCAGUGAUGCUUCGGAAAACUUGGUCCAAGGGACAUCUGGUCUCGAAUCAACCUCCUCUGCCACCAUAGCAGCAGUCUCUGAUGCAGAGAAACACCCUGACACUAACAACAAAAUCCAAAUAGUUGACAAAUCAGUUAUUGAAGAAGUGCGUGGAAAUGAAACUCCACAAUCUGCUAAUGUCAAUAUUAAUAUAAAUGAGGAAGAUGAAGAUGACGACGCCGAUGAUUGGCUAAACGAAGAGAGCACAGAAACACAUAACAGCACCAAAACCGCCAUUCCCAUCGAGAAUGAGGAUGAUGUGUCGUUUAGUGAUCUUGAGGAUGAUGAUGAUGAUGAUGAUGUUACCACCAGUUACAAGAAAGCAAGCAGCAACAGUUCUGAUAAAGACUCACAAGAUUGGGUUCAACUAAAGAAGAGCUCUGCUGAUGCAUCUAAAGAUGUGAAUGUUGAGAAGGUAAAUGCCAAGAACUCUGAAAGCAAGGAAUCUAAUGACUGGCUUGAUAUUGAUGACAUUGAAGUGGCAUGAUGAUAGUGAUGUUGUGUGAGAUUCAUCAUUGAAAACUUAUAUUUCUGUUCAUGUUGUGAAUACCUGUUUGGAUUUCCUCUUUUCAGUCCACAUUCCUGGUUUCUUAAAGAAUGUUUGUACAUAAAAAAAAAAAAAAACCUACGAGGAAUAAGAAAUGUUUAUGUAACUGUUAAAUGAUAAAGACUUUAUGUAAUUGCUUAA